AUGGCUCAAGAAGACUCUUUUUCUUCUUCUCUUUCUAUUUCUCAAGUUGUGACUCUGAAACUGUCAGAGUCCAACUAUCUCUUAUCGAAGACUCAAUUUGAGUCCUUUCUCUCACCACAAAUGUUACUUGGUUACGUCAAUGGUUCGAUAACGUGUCCUUCUGCUACUCGACCCGUAACUACUCGUCCUGUAAAUGCUGUUGAAGGUCCUUCUGAAGAGCCUAACCCAGACUUUGUGAAGUGGAUUCGUAAUGAUCAACUGGUCAUGGCCUGGAUCUUCGGCUCACUAACGGAACCAGCUCUGAGAGCGGUGUACGGUAUGCAAUCUGCACAUGAGGUAUGGAAUGCUCUAGCUAAAAAGUUCAAUAGGGUGUCUACCACUAGAAAGUUUGAGUUGCAGAAUCGUUUGCGGGGUUGUCUUAAGAUAGGAAGAACAAUGGAAGAGUAUCUUAGUGAACUGAAACAGAUCUAUGAUCAGCUUGAUUCUAUUGGAUUUCCUAUGACUGAUUUAGAAAAGAUUCAUGGUUUACUGACUGGUCUUGGUAAGGAGUAUGAAUCGGUCACCACUGUUAUUGAACAUUCUAUGGAUUCAGUUCCUGGUCCCUGUUAUGAAGAUGUUGUGUUUAAAGUCAUCUCUUUUGAUGAUAAGCUGAAAACGUACAACACUGCUCCUGCUGUUUCGCCUCAUUUAGCCUUUCAAACUGAGAAAGGUUACUUUGAUAGAGGCGGCUCAAACACCAGAGGAGGUCGUUCAGGAUCUGGUGGUGGCUACAGAGGCAGGGGAAACUAUUCUACAUGA
Camelina sativa (false flax) is the source of this 798-nucleotide messenger RNA. The record is from RefSeq and is a predicted model, not a curated record. NCBI's taxonomy places the organism in Eukaryota, Viridiplantae, Streptophyta, Magnoliopsida, Brassicales, Brassicaceae.